Aphanomyces invadans is the source of this 840-nucleotide messenger RNA. RefSeq lists its product as hypothetical. The transcript has 4 exons. NCBI's taxonomy places the organism in Eukaryota, Oomycota, Saprolegniomycetes, Saprolegniales, Verrucalvaceae. The record is from RefSeq and is a predicted model, not a curated record. Bases 1 to 840 code for a protein of 279 amino acids.
AUGUGCAUCGCGUUCUUUCAGCUAUCGACGUACACGGACCCAAGCGGCGGCCAGCACGUCAAGUUCAUUGCUGUGGACAACCGAGACGAGUUCUACACACGCGAAACGAGCCCCAUGCACUGGUGGAGUGAGCCGCACACCGGCAUCUUUGCCCCGAGAGAUCUCGAGCGCGGUGGAACCUGGCUUGGCUUGCGACGAUCUCAACCCGAUGGACCUGUGCGUGUCGCCUUCCUCACCAACAUUCGCGUUGCCGUUCCCCCAAAAGAGAAACAGAGUCGCGGCAACGUCGUGACCGAAUUUCUCCAGAGCGACUUGAGUGUGUCCGCCUUUGUCGCGCGGCUUCAACCGGUGGGUUGCAACUACGGCGGGUUCAAUCUCGUGCUCUUUGACGGCGUGUCCUUGGGCUACUAUUGCAACUUGAAUCCCAUGGGGCCUGUUCCUGAGUUCACGCUUCUGGAGCGGGACGUCCUGUACGGGCUCUCCAACAGCGUGUUGGAUGUUCCAUGGAUCAAAGUCGUGCGCGGCAAAACGGCACUCGCUGAAGUGCUGGCGAAACACGAAGACAACGACGAUGCAGCGUUAUGUCAAAAGUUGAUCGUCCCAAUGGUGGACACGACGAGGAUCGAAGUCCCAGACCUCCUGCCACAAACAGGAUGCCCACCCGCACUUGAGUAUCAGCUCUCGAGCAUAUUUGUCGAGCCUGUAGAUCACCCCAAGUACCCCAAGUAUGGCACCCGCACGACGAUCGCAAUGGUUGUCGAUGGAGCUCAUGCCACCAUCCUCGAGAAGGACCUGGACACCUCAACUCUGCAGUGGAACGAGCAUACGUAUUCCUUCUAA